AGAGGGACCAAGGACAUAUGGGCCUCAAACAACAGUCUAGGGCAGGGGUGGGCAACUGUGGCCCUCCAGCUGUUGUAGAACUACAAGUCCCAUGAGGCAUUGCAAAACUGACAGUUACAAGCAUGACUCCCAAAGGCAGAGGCAUGAUGGGACUUGUAGUUCACCAACAGCUGGAGGGCCAUAGUUGCCCACCCCUGCUGUUGUAGAAGUCCCAUGAGGCAUUGCAAAACUGACAGUUACAAGCAUGACUCCCAAAGGCAGAGGCAUGAUGGGACUUGUAGUUCACCAACAGCUGGAGGGCCGCAGUUGCCCACCCCUGCUAUAUACUAUAGAAAAAGCUUGGAGUAACUGUCUCUUCCCAGAGCUGCAUCAUGCAUGCAUCUGCUCUGAUUGUCUGUGCCACACCGCAAAAGCAGGCGGGACCCAUGGU
Staurois parvus is the source of this 430-nucleotide messenger RNA. NCBI's taxonomy places the organism in Eukaryota, Metazoa, Chordata, Amphibia, Anura, Ranidae. The record is from the annotation of a GenBank genome assembly.